CAUUCUCUCUCCAAUAGAAAAACAAAAACAUAAAUUUCAUCGAAAGACUCCAUUAUAAAGUUAAACCAUUUUCAUAUUAGAACCCUUUCUAAACACUAUCUCUCACAAGUCAUCAUUUUCAUAUCCUCCAAACCACAACAACCUCAAAAAACAAGAAGAACCUGUUCUUCUCAAAUGUCCACACCAAUUCUGCUACCGCCACCACCACCACCACUACUACCCUUAGAGGUAACCCAAUUACCACCCUUAGAUGUAACCCAACAGGCAUACACAACCCAUUCUAGUCAAGGGUCGGUCGGACCCGUCAUUGCGGUUCUUGCAGUCAUCACUGUUCUGGGUAUCAUUGCAGGUAUGAUUGGUAGGCUUUGUUCCGGUCGCCGGGUCAUGGGCUAUGGCGAAUACGACGUUGAAUCAUGGAUAGAAACCAAAUGCUCUUCUUGUAUCGGCAGCAGAACAGCCCCUCCUCCACCACCAUCAUCUCCUCCGCCAGUGAAUGAACCUGAUGCUGCUGAGGAUUCUCAAGAGAUAAAAGAAGAUCAACAGUCACAACAAUAAUCCAGGCAAAGCUCACUUGGUCAUAGUAGUAGUUAAUUAAUUACUCCAUUUUAAGAACAAGCAAUUUUCAUGUUUAGGGUUGUUAUGUGUUUUCAAGAAGUAAAAUUUUAUUGUUUUCA
Molecule: messenger RNA, 674 nt
Organism: Vicia villosa (hairy vetch)
Lineage: Eukaryota; Viridiplantae; Streptophyta; Magnoliopsida; Fabales; Fabaceae
Exons: 1
Coding region: 175-555 (126 amino acids)
Source: RefSeq, a predicted model, not a curated record